Messenger RNA from Astrephomene gubernaculifera, 2870 nucleotides. NCBI's taxonomy places the organism in Eukaryota, Viridiplantae, Chlorophyta, Chlorophyceae, Chlamydomonadales, Astrephomenaceae. The record is from the annotation of a GenBank genome assembly.
GCCUUGAAGCUCCAUCUACGCUCCAUAUCCGCUCAAGAUUCGACCCGACGGCUUUCCCACAAGGGUUUCGGUUGCCCACUUGCAUCCUUCCUUGGGAAUAGCAAAUUGUAACACCUCCUUGUCCCGCGACGUUGUAGAGUUUUGGUUGUGGCUACCGAAUGCUCUGGAUUGCUGCAGCUGGGAUCGUAGCUUUGGAAGCAAGGCGGAGGGCAAGGCAGAGGGUGCGAGCCGGGCUGCCUAGCGUUGGCACAUUCAGUGAAGAAGCGCUGCGCUGUCCAGUGUUUAGCGGGCAGACGGCAAUUCGCCGGGUAUCCUCGGCACAUGAUUCGAGGACGCUCGAUGAGCUCACGCAGUUAAAGGAAAUCCUCGUUUGCCUUGCCCCAACUCACGUUGAUGAUUUCAUAGGUUCUGAAACUGUUCGGUCAGCGCUGUUCCGUGUGGAAGAUGCGCUGCCAUGGUUAGUCCGCAUUCUGCAGACAUGCGAGGAUUCCCGAGCCCUGAUUGAGGCGGCUGAAAUACUGGCCCAGCUGUCGCCCUCCCGUCUCAGCCUGCAGCCAGCCAUCUGCAAGGCGGGUGCCGUACAAUCGCUGCUACGGCUGUUAGCAUCGGUACGACAUUCGCCGCCACCGCAGCAGCAUGGGGUGCAGCAGCAGCAAAAGCAGCAGAGCCGUUGCUUCAUUGACGGCAACUGCGCCCAGCAGGACUACGCUGAAGCAGAUAGGGUUGUCCCAUUAUCCGCCAGUGUUGUUUCCGCCCCUGCGUUGGCUGCCGCCCUUCGCACGUUGGUUAACCUAACCAGUGACCCACGGGUCAACAGAGAUGCCGGUGGCGGCAUGGGCGCUCCAACUGUAGCAGCAGCUGUACGGCAGGCGGUCUUGCAGGACGAGGCAGCCAUGGAGGGGCUGCUACAGCUGCUGCUGCUACAACCGUACGAGAAGGAGGCCAGGGAUGUGGAAGGAGGAGGAGGAGUUAGCGACGUGGAGUGGCAGCUGGCAAGUCUCGCCGCUUGGCUGGUAGCACAUUUGGCUAGCAAGCCGUACGGACAGCAGAUGCUCGUGCGUGAGUACGGCAUCGUACCGGUCCUCGUACGGCUCGUACAGAAUGGGCGGUUGGCCUGCGAGGAAGCCGCGGCAGCUGCAGCAGCAGCGCAGCGCGUCGUCUCAUCCCGUACGACUACGGGAAGCGUACUACCAACCGCUUCCGUACUUCCGUACUUUUACCGUUUGUCUGCCGUACAGUACGGUCUGAUGGCGCUGGUGAAUUUGACGUACGAGGACGCGGGGGCCCAGUGGGCGGUAGCGGCUGCGGGGGCUCUGCGGGAGCUGGAGUUGCUGCUGCGACCCAUGGGUCAUGCUGACGGUGAAUGUUGUGAUGGCGGUGGUGGCUGUUUUGAUGAUGGGAGUGGGGACGGCGGAGGUAUGCAAGGGCCGCAGCAGCAGCAGGCGGAUAAGUGCGAUGGGCCGCCGCCGCCGCCGCAGCAGCAGCAGCAAUUGUGGCGGUAUGGCAAUGCUAGCGGCACCGGCGGCGGUGGUGGUUGUGGUGGCGGUGGUGCAGCAACGGGUGUGCUGCGUCUCUCCGUGUGGUUGCUGGCCCACCUUUCUUCCUGCGACUCGCGAGUCAAGGCCGCCAUCUUGGACCCCUCCCACGGCUUCCUGCCCGUCCUCGUGACCCUACUAACAGCCGCACCGCACCCUCAGCCGCAGCUGGAAUCGUGUCAGCAGCAUCGGCGCCAGCAGCACCAGCAGUACCACCAGCAACAGCAUGGCGGAGAUCAGCAGCUUAUGGAGCAGCAGCAGCAGCACCACCAUCAGCUCACACAGCAGCAUGAAAAGGGCUUGGUUGUCGUACGACAACAACAGGAGGAGGAGGAGGAGGCAAUUACUGCCGUACAACAGUACGCAGCGAUGGCGCUCGUCAACCUCACGUGCGGUGCCGCCUCCGCCAAGGUAGCUGUGGCGGCGGCAGCGGACUGGGGCCGAGUGGCGGAGCUUCUCCACAGGCUGGCAACUGAUUGCGGUUGCAGUGACGGUUACGGCCGCGGCAACAGCAGCGGCAACGGAUCGGUAUCGGCAGUUACAGGAACAGGAAGAGGAGCAGGAUCUGAGCUGCUGCUCUAUAUCGUGUGGCUGCUGCAGCAUUUGUCACUGUCACCCCUCGCCGCCUCGUUGAUUGACCCACGGGUCGUUCCACCCCUUGUGGCGCUGCUCGCCGCGCCCGAUCCGCACGUUCGGUUGCGUGCUACUGCCGCGCUGGGGGCUCUCGCCUCCGUCUCCAACCCCAACCCCAACCCCGCCCCUCCAACAUCCGUUACCUCCUCCUUCACCUCCUCAGCCGCUUGUACGACAGCUGCUGUUACUGCCUCGAGCAGCACUGCUACUGCCGUACAACACUGCCGGAGCACUGCUACUGCCAGUAGUGCUACUGCCGUACAAGAUCUCGGCGAGGAACGCCAGCAGGGUAAGGUUAAGGAGAAGGAGGAGCUAAGGCCGGUGUCCCACCGGGCUGCAUUUUUGGAGGCGGACGGCAUUCGGAGGCUGCUGGCGGCGGCGGCGGCAGAACGCGAUCCGCAGGUGUUAGUGUACGGCAUGUUGACCCUGUCGUCUGUCGUCGGCGAGAAUGACGUGGCGUCGGCGGUUGAAGCGGUUGCUGGCGGCGCAUUGGGGAUCCUGGAGGGGGUUCUGGUGGCGGCGACGGGAGCGACGGGGCCUGCUGGCCAUAGCUGCUACGGCCCUGGUGGCCAGGCAGCGUGCCUCAUUGCUGCCGCAGAAGCGCUUGAGGCACUCGCCCGCGCGGCCCUCACUGGUUGCAAACGCCGCUUCACCGCUCGGGACACCGCCCCUGUCGAGGCAUCAUCAUCAUCAUCAUCAUCA